Messenger RNA from Lolium perenne, 1509 nucleotides. Its product is annotated as thaumatin-like protein 1. Lineage: Eukaryota; Viridiplantae; Streptophyta; Magnoliopsida; Poales; Poaceae. The record is from RefSeq and is a predicted model, not a curated record.
GAAUCCAAUCAAGCGCCCCACUCCAUGCUUUUCCCUUUGCUGAAGAAUUAUACAUGCAUGACAGAGCUAGUCAGUAGACGGCCUCUCUCGGUUAUAAAUACAGCCAUGGAGGGAUAGCUCGGAUUCCCCCUUCUUCCCUCGAGUCUCUGUCUCUCAUCCAAACCUUGAUAGUUUAUGGGUGGUGGCCUCUUAUUCUAGGCCGACCUCCCUGUACUGUCGCACUCGUCUCUCAUCACUGUAGUACUAAACUGGAGCUGGAGGAGCAGUACUAAUACUGACGGGUAGCUGUGCUGUAAUGACACUGCGUACCUCUCCUCCUUGCCCUCGCCAUUACUGACCACCAAACAGAGCUGCAUUGCUUCGAGGACAUGGGGAUUCAAAGAAUCUGUGUGGUCGUCGCUCUGCUCUGCAUAUGCCUGAGAGAGGGCGGAGCUGUGACAUUCACGUUCGUGAACAAAUGCACGGGGACGGUGUGGCCGGGCAUCCUGUCGAACGCCGGGACGGCGCCCAUCGAGCCGACUGGCUUCGCGCUCCCACCCGGCGCGGCCCGCCCGCUGCCGUUCCCGACGGGGUGGUCGGGCCGUCUGUGGGCGCGCACGGGGUGCGCGCAGGACGCCGCGGGGAGGUUCACCUGCGCGACGGGCGACUGCCGCACGGGCACGCUGGAGUGCUCGGGCCGGGACGGCGCGACGCCCGCCACGCUGGCGGAGUUCACGCUGGACGGCGGCGGGCACAACGACUUCUACGACGUGAGCCUGGUGGACGGCUACAACCUGCCGAUCCUGGUGGAGCCGGCGGGGAGCAGCGGCAACACGGGCAUGACCUGCGCGGCGGCGGGGUGCUCGGCGGACCUGAACCUGCGGUGCCCCGCGGAGCUGCGGUCCGCGGGCGGCGGCGCGUGCCGGAGCGCGUGCGACGCGUUCGGGCGGCCGGAGUACUGCUGCAGCGGCGCGUUCGCGAACCCGAGCACCUGCCGCCCCACCGCCUACUCGCAGGCGUUCAAGCUGGCGUGCCCGCGCUCCUACAGCUACGCCUUCGACGACCCCACCUCCACCUUCACCUGCGCCGGCGGCCGCGACUACACCAUCACCUUCUGCCCCGUCGCCACCCCGAGCCUCAAGUCGGCGGGCGGAGCAACGGUCACGCCGACGCCGACGCCGACGGUGCCGGGCGCCACCGCGUUCGCGCCUCCGGGGAUGCCGAGGCAAGGCGCUGGGGACAACGGCCAGGGCGUGAUACUGGGGGACACCUCCUGGCUCGCCAACCUCGCCACAGGCGACGCGUCGGCGGCGGCGACGACGUCCAGGAGGAUGGCCAUGAUCCCGGCCGCCCCGCUCGCCCUGUUCUUGCUCCAGCUGAUUCUAUAGCAUUAGACCAUCACAGAACCAACGACAGAAUUAGCAGGGAGGUUUUGGUCAGAAUAGAACGUUGGUUGGACGUCGGCACGGGCCAACAGAGCGACAGCGAACAGGCGCGCUCCCCUGCCGUUGUGCUCCAUGGCUCAAGGAG